Messenger RNA from Westerdykella ornata, 1459 nucleotides. RefSeq lists its product as uncharacterized. NCBI's taxonomy places the organism in Eukaryota, Fungi, Ascomycota, Dothideomycetes, Pleosporales, Sporormiaceae. The transcript has a single exon. The record is from RefSeq and is a predicted model, not a curated record. Bases 246 to 1073 code for a protein of 275 amino acids.
UUAACCCUAACCCUGAGAAAUUGGCCGCCAGAACCGCUAACUUUCUUGUCAUGUUCUCAAUUCCCUCACUUCUCUCAUCCUCAAUUUUUCAACUCUUAGAAUCAUCUACCGCAUCCCAGGAGCCGUUCGCAUUCCCCCUUUCGUGCCGCGGCACUCUCUUGCCGCUUCCUCCCAUAAUUUCCUACCCGCGCCGCCCAACCCUACCCCUGCCAUGGGACCUAGCGACGUCUUCACUUCAAUGAGCAAUGCUUUCGAGCGUCUUGACAUCGUGGUCCAAUCGAACGUCUCGAAUCAUUGCCAGGAGCUCCACUCUCCAUCAUCUUGCCGCGAUCCCAUCUUGUCAAGCCACAAGACCUUCUCUCCAACCACAACGUCCUAUAACCACCCGACCCCCGUCAUUAGGAAGAUCCUGGAAGAAACUCCGUAACCACUCAAAAUGGGGCUUCAUCAUCUACCGCUGCUACUACCGGAGCGACGAAGCCUGGAAGCAAUUCCUGGAUGGGUGGUCAGCGCUGACGAAAGCCAACAUCCGCCGCCUGAACAGGCAUCACCUGAUCCCCACGCUUGAUUUCACGGUCCGAGAAGAUUGCAGGUCCCUCGAUGGCGCGACCGUGGAGCGAGUCCAGGAGAUGUUCACGGCAUGGACGAAAUCGGAAGAGGCCCUCGUCGAGGAGAAGGAGGCGGAAGAGAAGAACACGUGGGAUUAUUCUAGGUACUGGUUCUGCGUACAUGUUGAUGCUUGCGCGUUGGAUGGAUGUCUUCGGUAUCUGUCGCUUCCGCAAGAACGGCAGUGGGACUAUCUUGUCCGACCCCGUUUCCGAAAGCCCGGUCUCGGCCAAACUCCGUACGUAAGUAUUUUGAUGAAAAAAGUCGAGAUAGAAGGGGUAACUGCGAGGGAUGAAUUGGAGGCAGAGGAAGAGGCUGAAGAGGAGGAGGAGGAGUCUGAAGUUGUUGCGGUAAAGAUACAUCUUCCAUUGGUGUUGCCAGAUGCAUACACGUCCCUGAUGGACUCGCCCUUUUUGUUCGAUGAUUGGGCGCGAUAUUGCUGCGAAGAUGGCGUUCACUUGAGUUAGGCAAAAGAGCGAGCUGAAAAGGGAUUAUUGACUACUUGGAAGGGGAAACGGAGUUCAGUAUGGCACAGUUCGUACCUCAGCCACUCAAACUUUGAAGCAACCCUGCUGAGUGUGCGCAUUCUCCUCAACUGCCCGGAAGACUGUUUACGGGUGGAACCAUAUGCCUUACCGGGCUCAUUACAGCGGACUCUCGAACGAAAGCUUCGCUGGGCCUCUCAAAUCGAUCAACUUUAUCCACGGCGCCGGUGUCAUCCACGGGGAUUUGACAUGUGCAAAUAUAUUCCUGGACGAGAAUCUCAACUAUAAGUCGACUCCUGCGAUUGGGUAGCGCCCACUUCUUACUAUUCCUAAGCUAAAAGUGCUGUUCGGGCAGAGCGGAGACGAGA